GCUUUUAUUUCUAAAUCUUAAAGCCCCUCAGAAAACUCCAAAAACAUUUGUAUUUCUUUCUUAACACACAAUAAAUAUCAGGACUAGUUCCUCAAUACCAAAAAAACCAAAGCAGCAUGGAAAGGUACUCGACACUGUAAAUAAGGUUCUAGAUACGAGAAAAGACGGAAGCUCAGUCAGUAGCAACAGUACUAACACGAUUCUUACUCUUCCCUGAAAACCAAGUGCAUUGCAAAAAAAUACCCUGAGCUGUACGAUGGUAGCCCAGAACAAGCCAUCACAGAUGCACUAGUGUGUAGUCAGUAUCUAUCUGGUAGUCUUCCUAUUAAUUCCCCGCAGUACAGGCGGUAAACAGCCGAGAACUGAGCCCUGAGCCCUGAGCACAGAAAUGGAGAUGAUGUUGGUGAAAGGGGUUAUUCGGCCAAGUAAUAGUUUAUGGAGCUCCCCGCUGAUAUUGGUACCAAAGCCAGGCAAUACACAUAUCGAUGAUCUAUUACACAAGUUGAUUUAUGCCAAAUAUUUCUUGACACUAGAUCUCAAGUCCGGUUAUUGGCAGAUUCCCAUGAGUCCAGGCGACAUAUGUAAUACUACAUCUUCCACGGAGAAGAGUCUUUUCGAAUUCCAUUUGCAUUGACGAUGAGUUGACUUAUUACGCAACCGAAACAGAAUAUAUGGUACACAUCUCAAAGGUUCUAAAUACACUAGUGAAAUGAAACCUCAAGAUCAGUAUCAAGAAGUGCCAUUUAUUAGUCACAGAAGCCGAGUCUUUCGGGUAUUAGGUGUCCGGCAAUGGUAUCGGACUAGAUCCUUCCAAGACUUGCCCAAGCCUACUACGAUUUAGGAACUACAGAUGUUUUUAGACAUUUGUAACUUCUAUCAUCGUUUUUUUUUCUGCAAAUAUUUCUGUGAUAGCCAUUCAAGAAUACCAAUUGUUAAAGAAAGAAGGUGUU
Phycomyces blakesleeanus NRRL 1555(-) is the source of this 950-nucleotide messenger RNA. RefSeq lists its product as hypothetical. Bases 389 to 634 code for a protein of 81 amino acids. The transcript is spliced from 3 exons. The record is from RefSeq and is a predicted model, not a curated record. NCBI's taxonomy places the organism in Eukaryota, Fungi, Mucoromycota, Mucoromycetes, Mucorales, Phycomycetaceae.